Molecule: messenger RNA, 876 nt
Organism: Saccostrea echinata
Lineage: Eukaryota; Metazoa; Mollusca; Bivalvia; Ostreida; Ostreidae
Exons: 5
Coding region: 1-876 (291 amino acids)
Source: RefSeq, a predicted model, not a curated record
AUGCAGACAGUUGCAGUAGUGUCCAUUGCCCUGCUGAUCUCCGUUGCUUCAUCGCUACCGAAUUUUCUCACAAACAACAUCGAGGGAUAUACUUUACCCAACAAUGAGACUAUCUACAUCAUAAAUGCUCCUAUGCUUGCCAAUAGCGGUUCUCGUAACAUCGUAGACACUAAUGUUUUGUUGUAUGCCAUCGUAGGUGCUAGGGCAAAUGAAGUCAUUGAAAAGAUCAUGGGUUUCCCUCGAGUUUUAGGGGCUGUCGACGGAUGCCACAUACAGAUAAGAGCUCCACAAGAAAAAUACCAUCCCAUGUCUUAUCUGAACAGGAAACGGGACUAUUCGGUUAUAUUACAGGCUGUAUGUGAUCAUACUUUACGGUUCACGGACAUUCUAUCCGGAUGGCCUGGGUCAGUACAUGACGCAAGAGUCUUCAAAAAUUCACCCCUUUAUGAAGCCAGCUGCAGUGAAAACCUUUUUCCUGGCGAUACACAUAUUGUUGGAGAUGCAGCAUAUCCACUGCAAAGUUGGGUUUUAACACCGUAUAAAGAUACGGGGAAUCUGGCAGAGUGUCAGAAAAGAUAUAACUUCAUACAUGCAAACACUCGUCAAACGAUUGAAAGAGCCUUUGGUUUGUUGAAAGGAAAAUGGAGGAGGCUGAGAUUUCUGGAAAUGACCAAACUUGAAGAUGUCCCAAGUGUUAUAACAGCAGCCUGUACACUUCACAAUAUGUGCAUAGAGAACAAUGAGAAUGACCUGGACAUGUGCAGUGAUACCAGUAUCUUUGCUGAUGCUCCAGCUGUGAGUGAGCCUUUGAACCAGAGUGGAUCAGUAAAACGGAAUGCCCUAGCCCAGUAUUUCUGGUCUACCAAUCGAUAUUAA